AUGUAUGCAGCUGGUUUCAGACCUGGUUUUGAUCCCUUAGUUAAAGCAGCUGUGUACGCUUUCAAUGCAACUACAAGGGCAAAGCUUUGGCGGACGCAAGAAGAUCUCACCCAUCAAGGAAAUCUUCCUGCAAUUGAGGAUUUCUUUGCUGAACGUUUUGUGAAUUUAUCUUCUUACACUUUUGAAUCAAACACAGAAAUUGCUUCACACACUGGUGCUCCUUUCCACAUUGAGCACCACACUUCAAAUUCAGAAACUUAUAACGCUUGGAACGUUAGAGUUGUCCCUUCAAGAGGAAAAAUCACUCGAUUUGGCUGUGCUUGCCAGAUCAACCAAACUUUGGUGGAUAUAAUUAAUCAAGUCAAUGAGAUGUGUGUUGAUAUGAACGAUGAGGAGUGGGCAAUUUUUGUGGAACUCUUUUGA
This is a messenger RNA of Melampsora larici-populina 98AG31, 423 nucleotides long. RefSeq lists its product as uncharacterized. The transcript is spliced from 3 exons. Lineage: Eukaryota; Fungi; Basidiomycota; Pucciniomycetes; Pucciniales; Melampsoraceae. The record is from RefSeq and is a predicted model, not a curated record. The coding region runs from base 1 to 423 and encodes 140 amino acids.